Megalopta genalis is the source of this 1276-nucleotide messenger RNA. RefSeq names its product prohibitin 2 (gene Phb2). NCBI's taxonomy places the organism in Eukaryota, Metazoa, Arthropoda, Insecta, Hymenoptera, Halictidae. Gene Ontology annotation, biological process: mitochondrion organization. The record is from RefSeq and is a predicted model, not a curated record. Gene Ontology annotation, cellular component: membrane; mitochondrion.
AUGGCACAAAAUAAACUACAUGAGUUUGCAACACGAUUCUACAGAAAUCCAAAUGGUACUUCUUUAGGACUCAAAGUCCUCGCAGCGGCCGGCGUGGCGGUUUAUGGUGUUACGAAAUCUUUAUACACAGUGGAGGCUGGCCAUAGAGCGAUCAUAUUUUCUCGCAUAGGAGGUAUUCAAAAAGAUAUUAUGACCGAGGGUCUUCAUUUUCGUGUUCCAUGGUUCCAUUAUCCAAUUAUUUACGAUAUUAGAAGCAGACCUAGAAAAAUCUCUUCUCCCACUGGAUCCAAAGAUUUGCAAAUGGUCAAUAUUUCUCUUCGUGUACUUUCCCGUCCUGAUGCAUCCACAUUACCUAUAAUGUACCGUAAUUUAGGUCUUGAUUAUGAUGAGAAGGUUCUACCAAGUAUUUGUAAUGAAGUAUUAAAGUCAGUUGUAGCUAAGUUCAAUGCAUCUCAGCUCAUUACACAAAGACAACAGGUUUCAAACUUAGUAAGAAAAGAAUUGACUGAACGUGCACGUGAUUUUAACAUUGUACUGGAUGAUGUAUCUAUUACUGAGCUGAGUUUUGGUAAAGAAUAUACAGCUGCUGUAGAAGCUAAACAAGUAGCCCAGCAAGAAGCACAAAGAGCAGCCUUUGUUGUAGAAAGAGCAAAACAAGAAAGGCAGCAAAAGAUUGUCCAGGCAGAGGGUGAAGCAGAAGCAGCUAAAAUGCUUGGUCUAGCUGUUAGCCAAAACCCUGGUUAUCUAAAAUUAAGAAAACUUCGAGCAGCGCAGACUAUUUCUCGCACAAUUGCUGCGUCCCAAAAUCGCCUUUAUCUUAGUGGCAAUAAUCUAAUGUUGAAUAUUCAAGAUCCGUCGUUCGAUGAUUCAUCAGAUAAAUUAAAAAAUUCUGAAGAAAUGGGCCGGAAAAGCUGGAAUGAUACUACCGAAUUCGCGGUGAAAUCAUUAAAAUCCAAUCCUCAACCACCGUUGUAUGGGGCUGCGCCAGUAAUUCCAGAAGAGCAAAUAUCGACUUUGUUGGAUUCAGCAGAUGAUGGAGCAAAAAUGAUAGUUUCUUGAACUGCAAACCUUAAGGUUUGGAGAGAUCUUGCGAUGCGAGCUCGUCUUUUUGUUUGUUCCUUAUCCGAAUCCUAUUAUCGUCGUGAAAUAUGCAAGUUCUUUAACAAUAUUGUGCUAAUAGAACUCCGUAACAAAGAUACAAUGUUUCUGUGAACACAUAUGCGUGUGUAUCACAUAUUAUUAGUAUAGUCGUAAAUAAAACAUAACUUAUAAUUUA